CUGUAAUAACAGGUUUGAUGCUGGCAGAGAAACACUGAGUCGACUCUGGCAGACAGAUAUUUUCAACACUCCUAUUUAAGAGGAUACAUAGCACAGCCAUGGUUCACCUGUCUGUAGGGUUGGUGGUAUUGAUUUCCCUCUGUUGCUCAGCACUCCCCUCCCAAAAUGGCUCACAGCCCGGGUUACGGACUUUUUCUGGUCACUUUGUGAUGGUCACUGAUGAGCCCAUAGACUACAUUGACCUGUCUGCUUUAGACAGUUUGAGAGACGACAUGGGGUCUGGCUCAGGAUCGGAGCUGGAGCCGGUGAAAAAGCACGGCCACCAUGGGCCACACCGUCAUCCCCAGAAGCACUAUUUUGUUUCAGAGGAGGCUAAAGGUUUCCUCCAGGGUCGCCUGGCAACGAGCUUCGUCCCGUCCGUUUAUACCCUCGUAUUCAUCAUCAGCGUGCCCCUCAACCUCGUUACCAUGGUAAUGUUUGUGCAUCACAUCCAUCCCAGAAAACCUGCGGUGAUCUACAUGCUGAACCUGGCCUGCGCUGACCUGCUGUUCGGCCUGCUCCUCCCCUUCAAGAUUGCCUACCAUUACCAUGGCAACAACUGGAUCUACGGCUCCUUCAUGUGCAGAGUUGUCACUGCGGCCUUCUAUUGUAACAUGUACUGCUCUGUCCUGCUCAUGACAUGCAUCAGCGUUGACCGUUUCCUGGCCGUGGUCUACCCCAUGAACUCACUCACGUGGCGCAGCCCUCAGACUGCUUCAGCUGUCUGUGCCGCCAUGUGGCUGUUGGCCCUGGGAGGAGUAUCCCCUCUGCUGAUCUCAGGACAGACCAUGUAUCUGUCAGACCUGGGCAUCACCACCUGCCAUGAUGUGCAGGAUGUGGAUAAACUAAAGGCUUAUUAUCUUUACUUCUUCCCCAUCUACUCCUCUGUCUUCUUCUUCAUCCCUUUUAUCUUCACUGUUGUGUGUUAUAUACGUAUUAUCCAGGCUCUGGCAGCAGCCAACGUCGAGAACCGCUCCAGGAAGACUCGGGCCGUGGUGAUGGCCGUGACCGUGCUGGUGGUGUUUGUGGUUUGCUUCACUCCCACCAACAUCAUCCUGAUGGUUCACUACAUUCAGGUGUCCAGCAAGUCCAGUGACAAUUCGUACCAGGCGUACCUGCUCUCCAUGUGCGCAGGCAGCCUCAGCUGCUGUCUGGAUCCAGUCCUCUAUUACUUUGGCUCCUCUCAGUGCCAGAAGCAGAUGGCAGCCCUGUUCAGAUGUAGACAACUGGUGCGGGUAGAGAGCAGCUCGGAGACAGAAAGCACAAGAACCAGUGGUGGACGGACAGACAGCAGCAAGUUAUGCAAGAUGGAGAGCGUCCAAACUUGCCCGGGGAGCCAAUACAGCAGACUGGUGGCUUAAGUGCACAGACAUGAGGAGGGAGACCGCCUCUGAGGGACUUGCACACACACACUGUAAUAUAUAUUUGAAACAAGGCAGUGCUCGGGUUGGUUCAAAAGAAAUACCAAGACUUUACCUGUUAACUUUUUUUCUUUACAAAUAUACUGUAUAGUUUUGAAAAAAAAAAUGGUUUUGGUGUAUCCAGUCCCUUGUAGCACUGGAUUUAUUUUCACAAACAGGCUUAUUGUAUGUACCAUUAAAAGUCAGUUCACUUUUGUUGUUUUGAAAUGAUAAAAUAUAUCCACCACUAUGACAGAGUGCGAUAUGUAAAAUUAACUUCACAGCCAGCAAAUCAUGACUAUUUCUGACAGUCUGCCAGUGAAAAUGCAUAUCCUUGUUUUCAAUGAAUCACAGGAAUUAAACAGUUAAACAGUGUAUAAGAAUCAUAAUAAUAAAGUUUUAAUUUGAAGAACAUUGCA
Molecule: messenger RNA, 1858 nt
Organism: Lates calcarifer (barramundi perch)
Lineage: Eukaryota; Metazoa; Chordata; Actinopteri; Centropomidae
Gene: f2r
Product: coagulation factor II (thrombin) receptor
Exons: 2
Coding region: 99-1400 (433 amino acids)
Biological process (GO): thrombin-activated receptor signaling pathway; positive regulation of Rho protein signal transduction; phospholipase C-activating G protein-coupled receptor signaling pathway
Cellular component (GO): membrane
Molecular function (GO): thrombin-activated receptor activity
Source: RefSeq, a predicted model, not a curated record